Messenger RNA from Prorocentrum cordatum, 1969 nucleotides. The record is from the annotation of a GenBank genome assembly. NCBI's taxonomy places the organism in Eukaryota, Dinophyceae, Prorocentrales, Prorocentraceae.
CCAGGGCGCCCUUGGCUUGGCUCCUCCGAUCGGGGCCCGGCCGGCCGCGCCAUGCUCGGGCCGGAGCGGCGGGCCCCGCGGCUUGCGCCCGACGACGACCUCCCCGAGGCCGCAGCAGUCGCGCCGGAGAGCCCGAGGAGCCGCCCGGGGGACCGGAGCGCCGAGGGGCCCCCGGCGCUGGAGCGUUCCGCCACGGAGGACCUGCGGAGCCGGUUGCAGCGCCGGAGGAGCUUCGACUGCGACGUGGACUCUGUCCCGCCGCCUUCUCCGAGCGGGGCGCCAGCACUGGCCGCCGCGUCCAAGACGCAGCCGCUGCUGCAGGGCAUCCAGGAGGCCCCGGAACCGCUGCCCGGGACGCCGCUCCGCAGGCGGGCCAUGUCCGAGGACACCCUCCGCUCGAAGAAGCUCAACAGGCUGGUGGAGGAGGGGCGGCAACGUAUUGGGCGCAGGAUUUGGUGGAGCCAUCCCUCAUUUCAUAUCUUACCAGCAGCCGAGUUUUCGCAGGUUUUGCGUAAGCUCCAAUGUUAUUGUGAUUGUGGCCUUUGCUAUAUCUAUGCCACUCGUGGUCGUGCUUCAAGUUCGUUCUUCUCUGAAGAAGCACGAGUCGUUGUUCUUGGAAGACUUGUCAGAUGCAUACGUACGGCUGGCCACAGCUCCUGUCGCAUGUGCACUCACUAACUGGUUUGUCCAGCACCUCCGACAUGCAUGUUUCUGGUGGGAGAAGGGAAAUAAGUCUAGUUCAAGGCGAUGGUGCUGUGACCCGCUAUCCGCACCACUGAUGCUGAUUGCCCUGUUGGCUCUGCUCAGGGACGCCUGCUCCUACGCCCUGAACGAGUACGCCGCGGGUUCGUUUAGGUACGCUCUCGGUGUGUUGAUCGCGUUCGUGUUGUUGGUCCUGUGGUUCAAGCUCCUGGACCUCGUUGACGAAGUUAUCAAGGGCAUGGCAGACGACCAGCAGAUAAUAAACAAUUUCAAGUCGGUGAAGAAGAUGCAAGGCAUCGUCAAGAGCAUCACCCGGCAUUCAUCGCAGGAGUCGAAGCGUCAGGAGUCAGAGUGUCAGGAGCACGAGGGUCAGCGGCAUCAACAGCAUAAGCAGGCUGAGAAAGACCUCGUGUAUUGCUUCAAGGAGACCAACACGGUGCCCGCGAAAGUUUUGGCGUACAUCUGGUGGCUGUAUUAUUUUUUUGCCCAUCUCAUCGGCGGCAUGAUCUUCAUCGCCGUCCUGCUCCAGGACCAGGAGACUAUCAGCCGCUUCAUCGUCGGUGGGCUGCUUGUGUCGAGUGCUGCCUCGGGGAGCCUGAUCUUCGAGCUGGGCCCCAACACCAUCAGCCUGCUUCGGCUCUCGCUGUACAAGCCGUUUUACGUGGGAGACCUCAUCACCCUGAACUCGACGGGCUCGAUGAGCUCCCCUGCCACCUCGAUCAUGGGGUUCGUGGAGAACAUAACAAUCAUGUAUGUGGUCAUCAGGAACUUCGAAAUGAAACAGACCUGGAUCAGCCACGACGUGUUCAACAAGAUGAUCAUCCAGAAUUGGACGCGGAGGCCGACGAAGACCGUGCUUCUGAACAUCGGCAUCAGCUGUCGCUGCCCGCUCGCACGCGUGGAGAAGGUUGUGGACUUCGCCAGGAGAUGGAUCAAGAAGUCUCCCGAGAUACAGCAGAAGAACUACCAGAAGUCCCACAUCACCAAGACCGGCAGCGGCUACAACCUCGAGGUGAUCUUCUUCCCCGUGAUCGGCGUCUCCCACCGGGCCAUCCGGCAGAAGUUUCUGGUGGCCUUCAUGGCCGCGGCGGAGCGCCUGAAGGUGCCGCUGGUGCCCCUGGGCCUCAUGUGCAACUUCGGCGAGGCGCCCGCCAGGGAUGCCGCGUGGCCGGCGCCCGACGCUCCGGGUGGCGGCGCCUACCCUGGGGAGGCGGAUGCUUUCGAGGAUCUCAUGCCCGGCCCCGAGGUGGAGCUGAAGGACGAGUGA